GACGCCCGUUGGGCGGCCAGCGUGACAAUUUGGCGUUGAUAUCAGGCAUAUUCUUCGGUUAGUCUUGGAUUAGUGUACUGCACAAUUUCAUUAAGUUGAAUCGUGAUUCAUCGUAGCUUACGGUUGACCGGAAGAUGGCCUCCCAUUCGGCCCAGCGUCCGCCGUCGCGCGCCUCGCACGCGUCGCGCGUGUCGGAGGUUUCGCGCGGCGCCGCGUCGCUGUACUCGGUGGGCUCUGUGCACUCGGUGCGAUCAUCGGCCGCUCGCUCCACCGUGCCGCUGACCGGAGAGAUCGAGCCUUGGAAGCCGCCCGUGCUCAAGAAGGCGCUCUUCAUGUCCAUACCCAAGGCGUCCAACAUCACCGCCAUCUAUUCCAUCCUGCAGGCGCUGUUCACCAUGAUGACGGCCGUGUUUGACGUGUAUGUGCUGGUGGAGGCAGAGCCCGGCAAGGAGCACUUCGGCUACUACGUCAUUUCUUUCGAGUUCGUGUACGCCGGCAAUCCGCACGUGCGAAACUGCCUGAUGGCCUUUGCCAUCUUCAGCCUGCUGUUUGCACUCGCCCUGUUGAUCAUCAGCAUCGUGUUGCUGCAGGCGCUCAGGAAGGAGAAUGAGAAGCAGAUCCGGCCGUGGCUGCUCAUCAUGUUCUUCCACACGUGCUGGCGCGCCUUCGCCAUCGUGUUCGCCUCGCUCGUCAACGACAUGUACUUCGUCUACCACGGCCUCAUGUGCUUCAUCUGGUCGUCCAUGAUCCUGCUGAACGUCUACGGCUGGCUGGUGGUCUGGUCCUUCUUCAACGAGCUGACCGAGGUCUCGAAGCUGGAGGACAUCGCCCAUCUGAAGAUGGGCACGAUGACGUCACUGAACGCCACGCAGUACUCGCACACGCCGUCGGUGAGCAUCCAGCCGGGGUCGCGACCCAUCACGCCUCACAGCUACAACGGCCAGUCCAUCUGAGCGGGCGCGGCGCCGCGACCGCACGGGCCUCCUCGGGCCGGCGAGCGCAUCGCGCCGUGUGCAGCGACAGCCAAUCACGCCGCGCGGUCGUCCGGUCGGCGCGCUGCCGACCAAUCGCUGCGUCCGGCCCAACCUGUCGACCGUUCAGACAACGGACGGCGAGAAAGCACAGCGGAAUCGGCACCGUCCGACGCAUCGAGUCGGCGUGCGCCAGUGACGUCAUUUGACGGCUGUGACGUUGCGCCCGCUGUUGCCGUCACAGGGUGCCUCGGCGCCCUGUGAGCGGAUGACCAGAGGCUGGGCGCCGGCGUGGCGGCAGGGCUGCGGUGCCCGGCGAGGCGGCGGUCGCGUGACAUCACUGGCGACGUCACCGGUGACGUGUCGACGGUCAGAAGGCCGGAGCGGAGCGGUCGCCACCGCUCCCCUGCUCCCCCGGCCCCCUUAUCCGUCCUUGUGGAGCUGUGUAUGUAGCCGACCCAACGGCUGCCUGCGGCUGGUGGCGAUGUCAGCCCUUUUCACAUGUUGCGGCUUCAGUUAAGCGGCCGUGCGGAGGCAGCUUGAAACCAAUCUGGAAUUAGUUGUCGGCAGCACGUGAUCGACCUGUCCAAUCGGGCCACUGACGCCAGUCUUUUGCCGUGUAGUUGAAGUGCUGUCAGGACAGUGCUCGGCGCUCGGCACAGAACAUAACCGGUGUUUUCGAAUUUUAUACAUGUUUUGUAUUGGGACGUGAUAAGAUGGGCCGCAGCUGUUGUGUAUGCAUUCUUGAGAAUUCAUUCUGCGGGAUCUCAAGUGCUCGCGCGGUUAGUCAGUGGAUUUACUGAAUGAUACUAAAUUUGGCACCGCUUUUCAUAUGUCCGAUGACCUGGCCGCGUCAUUUUUUGUGCCUACGUGACCCGUGGCCGUGCUGUUCGACCAAGUGUUCUUCAUACAAGUGUUUUCAUUUAUAUCUGGUGUAGCGUGGAUUUGACUAGCUGCUAGUUUAGUGAACGGUAUUCCAUUUUUACACAUUGCAUUUAUCAUUCUUUUAUGGAGAUGUCUAAAGCCCGACUCGUGCGUUACGCCACCUGCGGUGAAAACUAGCCGCGUGCGUGUGUGACGCCUGCGUUUGGAAGCGCGCGGGGAGACUACGCUCCCCUGCGUUUGUCUCUGACGCAGGCGUGGUUGGGGAUAUCCGCCGUUUCGUGUGGCCUUUCGAGACACUCCGGCUGUGGGGGUACCCCGGCGCAAAGCAGCCAUUGACCUGCUGACCGUGCGGAGGGGCGACGAAUCUCAUCCGGAAAGCUCCGUCCAUUGUCCGUUAUCUCCGUCCAUUAUCUGCGGCGCCUUGUAACCUGUGCGAAGGAGCCAAGAAUCUGACCUGAACUGUCCGUGCGUCGCUCGCAUGGGGCGCUCCAGCAGCGUCGUGCCUCGGCGCAGUCGUGCACCGCGAGCAGCGCCGCCGCCCUAAUACAUUCGUGUGUCUUGUUA
Molecule: messenger RNA, 2420 nt
Organism: Pollicipes pollicipes
Lineage: Eukaryota; Metazoa; Arthropoda; Thecostraca; Pollicipedomorpha; Pollicipedidae
Exons: 6
Coding region: 135-953 (272 amino acids)
Biological process (GO): septate junction assembly; regulation of tube length, open tracheal system; establishment of glial blood-brain barrier
Cellular component (GO): plasma membrane
Source: RefSeq, a predicted model, not a curated record